AGAGGUGAGAGCGCAGAUGUCACGAGAAAAGCGGCCACACGACCAGAGCGCACAGACCGACGCACCGAACGACAUCAGCCCGCCUCCCUGCGCCCCGGUCUGGGAUGCUUUUAGCGCAGACACGCUUCCACUCAGGGCAGCCAGUGGACGUUGACGAAAAUUAUCCACACUCUUUUCGUUGUUGUUAUUUUUAAUUAAGGAUCUUUUUCCCCGUCCGCAGCCCCCGCCCCCUCCCCAUUUUUAAGUGUUUAUGUUUGUUUCUUCAUGACUGCUGCUUUGGGAAGCGAGCCUCAGCACCAGCUCCAGCAACGCCAACACGAUGCGAGCCCAAAUUGAAGUUAUACCAUGUAAAAUCUGCGGAGACAAAUCAUCAGGUAUCCACUAUGGAGUCAUUACAUGUGAAGGAUGUAAGGGUUUCUUCAGACGGAGUCAGCAGAACAAUGCCUCCUACUCCUGCCCUCGCCAGAGGAACUGCCUCAUCGACAGAACAAACCGCAACCGCUGCCAACACUGCCGCCUGCAGAAAUGUCUUGCCCUAGGAAUGUCCAGAGAUGCGGUUAAGUUUGGCCGCAUGUCCAAGAAGCAACGUGACAGCCUGUACGCAGAGGUCCAAAAGCACCAGGCACGACUGCAGGAGCAGCGGCAACAGCAGACAGGCGAAGCUGAAGCUCUGGCUCGUGUUUAUUCAUCCAGCCUAACCAACGGACUGUCCACCCUCAACCAUGAAAUUGGGGGCACCUAUGCCAAUGGCCAUGUCAUAGAUCUACCCAAAGGUGGCCAUGGUAAUGGAGGUGGAGUCCCGGGAGGCUAUUAUGGGAUGGACUCCACUCAGCCAUCUCCAGACCAGUCAGGUUUGGACAUGUCGGGCAUGAAGCACAUUAAGCAGGAACCGGUUUAUGAUCUGACGCCAGUACCCAACCUGUUCAGCUACGGGGGCUACCAGGACAGUCAACUUGGACCAAAUAAUGUCAGCAUGGGAGAGCUGGACCGUAUUGCUCAAAAUAUUAUCAAGUCGCACUUGGAGACAUGUCAGUACACAACAGAGGAGUUACAGCAGCUAGCCUGGCAGACACAUUCUUAUGAAGAGGUCAAGAUGUACCAGAGCAAGCCCCGGGACGUGCUCUGGCAGCAGUGUGCCAUCCAGAUCACCCAUGCAAUCCAGUAUGUGGUGGAGUUUGCCAAGCGCAUCUCAGGGUUCAUGGAACUGUGCCAGAAUGACCAGAUCCUGCUUCUGAAAUCAGGUUGUUUGGAAGUAGUGUUGGUUCGGAUGUGCAGGGCGUUCAACCCUCUCAACAACACUGUUCUGUUUGAGGGGAAGUAUGGAGGCAUGCAGAUGUUCAAAGCUCUAGGUUGCGAUGACUUAGUGAGCGCAGUGUUUGACUUUGCCAAGAGUUUGUGUUCAUUGCAGCUAACAGAGGAGGAGAUUGCUCUCUUCUCAGCAGCUGUACUAAUUUCCACAGAUCGGCCCUGGCUGAUGGAGCCUCGAAAAGUCCAGAAACUCCAGGAGAAGAUCUACUUUGCUUUGCAGCACAUUAUGCAGAAGAACCACAUGGAUGAAGAUGCACUGGCUAAGUUAAUCAGCCGAAUCCCAACGUUGUCAGCCCUGUGCACGCUUCAUACAGAGGAGCUCCAAGCCUUCCAGCAACUCCACCCAGAAACAGUCAACGUCCUCUUCCCUCCACUCUACAAAGAACUUUUUAAUCCUGACCCAAACUCUGCCAUGGCCAUGCCCAAGUGACUGCCUGUGGUCCAAAUGCAACCAACAAUGGCAGCAGAGGACCAAGAAAUCAAGUUUGCUUCAUCUGGCAUGACGACAGCAGCUGUGUCGACUGUGUCAUUGCAGCAAUCACAUUUUUCCAAGCUCCCCCAGGCUCAUUUCAGGCUGGUGGGUGAGGAUUCAUCUGCUAGAAACUUAGAGUUACCGCCAACAAUACUAGGAAUGUCCAGCACUUAUCCCAUCUUGUUCACCGAUACAGUCUGAAGAAUGUAUAUAAAUGAAACAUGCCCCAAGUCACAACCUGAGGGGGCUUUCACCUGUCUCCUGAACUGAGCUGAACUGAACUGACUGACCAGAAAUGUACAGACUUUAAACAUCUAGAAACAACUUUAAGCUGUCAAUUUUUUUUUAAGUGGGUAAGUUAAUUUGAUUUAACCUAAAAAAAAUAUUCAGUUCAAUUUUUUUUCAUUUCAAAUGAAGAUAUUGUGAAGUCAAAUGAGCUGGAUGGGGGAGGGAACUGUGGAUUUAGAGAAGCUAUUGUAGAUAUUCUUCUAGUGGAGAAAGGAUUCCAGUAUUACUUCUUGUUCUGUUAAAAUAAGUUAGUCCUAAUUUAAAUAUACAGCAGUCCAUUGUGGCUGAUGAUACCUUGUCUAUGUGUUCUUAUUUUAUUUGAUAGUUUUUUUGUGUACAGAAUUUGUAAAGUUGAGACCUGUAAAAGAAUACUAGGCAAAAACCGGGAGAUGAUUUGGGUUUGUUGAUAUACAGAAGCCUUGUCUGGAUUUUGUUCAUAUGUAUAGAAGGCGUUGCAUCCUUCUGAUCAGAACUUAUAGAAAUGUAAAGAGAGCAUAUGAAGGAUUUAAAAAAAAAUUGCUACUACUUUUCAAGGUGAAGAUAUAUACAUAAAUAUUCUAUUUUGCAAGAAAAAGAACCUGGCAGAUUUGCCAUCCUAUCAAUCAUUUAUUUCUCGCUGCAAUAAUCACGUCCAUUAAAGCUGGACUGCUUUCGAACAAUCAACCAGAAUCGACUAAUCAGAAACCAGGACCUCACAGUAGAACCCCCCCCAACCUCUGUCCAAAUUCCCUUUACCCUGCUCUUUAUCUCUCACGAAUCAGGACCUUGGCAUUAUCUUUUGGCAGAUAAGGAGUCACAAUAAAGAUAUGCAUUAAUAUUCUACAAGAAAAGACAAAAAGAAUAAAAGAUGACUAAAUAAGACAAACUUGAAUUAAGCUAACUUUCAAGUCACUCAAAGCUAGAGUGCUAUAUGCCCUCAUCCUCCUAUUUGCACAUAUAGUCCAGGGACGUUGGUCACUCCGGAUUGUGAACAUGAAGGACCCUUUCUUUAAGAAGCAAUAACUUUCACACUGCGUUUUUGAUCUUACUCCUCUGCUUUCCUCCUCUUCCCUCCUUGUUUUUUAGCCGUUUAGAACAGGGUAGCAGUUCUAUCUAGGAUGCACUAUAUUUCACUGUUGGUCAAUGACAAUGUCGAGGAAUCCUCUCUGUGGAUGGUACUCAUUCAACCUCAGACUGCAGCAUUUUUACUGUAGCACAGUGCAAUCUGUUGUUAGGACACAAAACUGAGCACUGACUGAAAAAUGUUAAGACAAAUUAGCCUCCAUUGAUCUAAACAACAUUUACAGCUGAACAUCAGCCAUUUAUACAGAAAGCUGUGAUAGACAAUCACUUUUCACUUAGUCAUUCCACAAUUAGUAGCACUUACAGACUGUAGUUGUUUUUUUUUUAUUUUUGUAUUCUGGCUUUAGUGGACCUUUGUCCUGUCUUAGCAUAUUGCUGUCACAGCCUUUACUUGUUAAGGAACAAGCUAAAAAAUCACAGAAGACACUCAUAUCAGGGGUUUCUGCAUACAUUCAUUAGAUGCUCUGUAUGCAUUACCUUUGCAAAGAAGUCUCUGAUGAUCAAUAAUAAAUCUUAGCACAACUGAAAUGAGCCAUUUACAAAAUACAGAACUCUCUUCUCAACUGAAUAAAUCAGCUCUUAUUUUUAGUUUUUUACCUAAAUACAGGUUAGAAAUAAUUAUUUAGCAGGUUUUCUUUUUUAAUCUAAGAAUUUUUUUUUUACCUUAUUGUGAAAUGCCAUGAUUGAUGGAUUCUGACCUAGUGUUACUUCAGCACUAGAACUCUCUGAGGGUUUCACGUAAUUGCAAAAAAUUAUUUGCAAAGUGGCCAAAUCCUCAGCUUCUUACAGGCAUGGUCAGUUAAAGAAGUAAUAUGUCCAUCAACAUUAAACACACAAGAGCCCUUAAUGUUAUUAUCCCUCCAUUCAUGUUUUUCUUCACGUAGAGAAAAAAAAAGAAAAAAUAUCAACAGCGUGGAGAUACAAGCAAUGCCAAUUGUAUCCACAUCUAUGUGUUUCAUGCUGUGUCAAUGGUCAAUUUACUUUUUCCUCCUAAGUGAAGCAACUUUCCUUCAACCCCCGACCACAGAUCAGAGGCCAGUGACUCUUGAAGACAAUCACUUGCUCAUUAAGGCUCGAUGCACUACGCAGCAUCUCUCAGGGAGCAGCUCUUUUUCUGACUUUGCAUUAAAAGAGGGUUAAAUAUUUUUACAAAUUUACAAAAAAAAAUAAUAAUUAUGAAGAACUUUUUAGGAUAAUGAUGGCAUACACCGCCAAUAUAUGUCAGCAAUGGAAUCUGCCCAGACAAGGCUUUGAUAGACGUAUGUCUAUGUAUGUGUGUAUUUUGUGCGUAUGUGUCUGUGUGUAUAGAGCAUGAAUUCACUGUCCAUAUCUCUGUAGCCAUUCAGACCACAAGGCAAAUAUCUUUACAUAAUGAAACAAUAAAGAAACACUACAUCA
Melanotaenia boesemani (Boeseman's rainbowfish) is the source of this 4528-nucleotide messenger RNA. It is a transcript of the gene rorb, whose product is annotated as RAR-related orphan receptor B. The transcript has 10 exons. Bases 320 to 1738 code for a protein of 472 amino acids. Gene Ontology annotation, biological process: regulation of transcription by RNA polymerase II. Gene Ontology annotation, molecular function: zinc ion binding; nuclear receptor activity; RNA polymerase II cis-regulatory region sequence-specific DNA binding. Gene Ontology annotation, cellular component: nucleus. The record is from RefSeq and is a predicted model, not a curated record. Lineage: Eukaryota; Metazoa; Chordata; Actinopteri; Atheriniformes; Melanotaeniidae.